GAACAGACGGCGCGCGUUUUGAGUGACAGCAGAAUAUAGAGACAAAACAGACGGCGACGUCAGCGCGCAUGCCGACGUCAACCGCGACGCUGCUGUCAUUAGUCCGUGGAGAUGAUGUGAGCGCAGACACUUGCUGUGCCAAGCGAAUCGAAGAAAAUUUUGUCAAAAAAAAAAGCAAAAAAACAUAUUUGGGAAAAUCUGUUAGCCGAAACACUCGUACAAUUUUCAAUAAUUCCCAAAAUUCACUGUGAAAAACUCGUUCACGCGUUUUUUCUUAAUUAAAAUUUGUUAUAUGAAAAAUACAAAAAAAAAAAAACAAAAAUAAUAAUAACACAACAAUAAAAGUUUCCAUGAAAAUUUGCAAAAAGUGCAAAGAAAAUAAUAACAAUUGUUGCGAAUGAAACAAGCAAAAACAAAAACCCCCAAAAAAGUAGAAAGUGGUGAAUGCAAUAAAAGUACGCGAAACAAAAAAUAUCAACAUAUAAAAAAUAAAUAAAAUUACAUCAAAAUUACAACAGCAACAACACGCAGCCGUGUUAAUAUCAAAACACACAAAAAUAAAAGUAGAAAAGAGUAAAAAUAAACAAUGACACGCCUCACCGAGGAAAUGGUCAUUGCUCGCUCCAAGCAAUCGGAUUUGGGGUCCAUCAAAAAGCUCAAUUGCUGGGGAAGUGAUCUCAGCGAUGUCUCCAUAAUUAAAAGAAUGCGUGGUGUGGAAGUUUUGGCGCUAAGUGUCAACAAAAUAACCACAUUGCAACCAUUCGAAGACUGCCUAAAACUUCAGGAAUUAUAUUUGCGUAAAAACAAUAUACAGGAUAUUAAUGAAAUUGCUUAUUUGCAAAACUUGCCAGUACUCAAGUAUUUGUGGUUGGAGGAGAAUCCAUGCUGUGAUCGAGUUGGACCCAGUUACCGCCAAACAGUGCUGCGCGCCUUGCCGAAUCUCAAGAAGUUGGAUAAUGUGGAGGUGACGCAAGAGGAGCUCGAUGAGGCGUUGCGCGCUGGUGGUAGCGGCAGUGGCAGCGGUGGUACGCGCGAAGAGGAAGACGUCUAUGAGGAUAGCUAUGCGCAACAACAACCACCGUCACGUUACGAACAACCAUCGCCUCCACAGCAACAACAAGCGCAACAAAAUCACUACCCGCCACAACGACAACAACAGCAACAGCAGCAGCCACAACAACAACAAGCGUCGCAAUAUCAACACCAUCCGUCACCGCAACAGUAUCAACAACAACAACGACGCAGUUCCAGUCCAAUGAAAGAGCCCUCGACACAAAAUAGUCCGGCAAAUACUGAGGAAAGCGCCAGCGAGCCAAGCAAAAGCAACGAGGUCUCAAAACCGGCCUCACCCGCACAGGAGCCAGUUGCGCAUACACCCUCACCGAAAUAUAAUUCAUACACGAACGUGAAUCGGUUGUCUUAUCAUCAAUAUGAUCAGCGCUCCCCAGGCUCGGACCAGGAUAGUCCGCAUGUGGGGUAUCGGGAACGCGCGCCCAUACCGCCUAGCAUAUCCACACAAUCGAUGAAGGAAUACUAUCAGUCUGACCGUCCGUCCUAUCCUGCCCAUUAUCGUCACAGCCAAACCGAUCUGACCGAGUGGGAGGAGCAUCAGCAGCACAAUCAAUUCGGCAGCACAGCUGCGCUGCAUCAUGUGGGUGGUCCGCGUCGUGGUGACGUCAGCGACCGUUAUGCGUAUCGAAAUGGUAGCGCGCGCGAAAAUGGUGGCGAUUGGGAGGACGCAGAACGGCCGCGACCCAGGCGGCCCGAUGGACGCUACAGCGACUCUGCCAGCACCGUCUCAACAGCUGUACUUAAUCAUUAUUCGGGCUAUCACCGACGUCCCAUAAAUCGGAGUUCUAAUCUGUUAUCAGCAACGCUGUGUCUCGUCAAGGAGCUGGACUACCCGAGCCUGGAGGUGGUGGAGCAUGCAGUGCGUUGUCGCAUCGAUGAGCUCUCCGCCGAUUGAUGAUGAACGCGCCGCAUGCCAUCCUACUGAGGAUUGCGGCGGCCACAAUGAAGCGCCCCACUAAACACUUGCCAGUGGAACUUCGAAACAAAAACAACAACAAAGCAAAAAUGAAAAAUAAAAACGAAAGAACUGUAUGGUAUGGACCAACAAGUAGGCGACGGAAAAGCGAUGAACGAGACAAGGGCGAUGGACUGUAAAUACUCACGACCUGAUGGUGGGCAUGACACCACAAAUUGGCCACGAAUAUUAAACUAAUUUAACUACUUUCUUGCGAUUAACUAAAAUUAAGUAAUUUUACUAGAAUUUUUGGUUCGACAAUUUAUUUUUGUUUAACGGUAUUUAACUCGUACAUAAAUGCAAUGUAAUUAAAGAAAUUUGCUGAUUGCUAACAAAAUUAGUAUUUAUAGUUAAAAUAGCUGACUUUUUUGAAAAGUGAAGGUGCAAUGAUGAAGUUGGUGGAAUUGUUGAGCGAAAGCGCUAAGAAAUUCGCUGCCGAAAUUUAUGUACAAUAACGGUAAAAUGCAAACCAAAUAAGGUUAUAGCAUGAAAACUGCAGCAAGUGAGAAUGAAAAUGGAAGAAAAUAGAAAAAAAAUUGCAGUUGAAACAGACUUGCCACAUAAACACACAGACACAUAUACAAAUAAACUUAAAUAGCAUACAAAUAAAUAACUUUUAUAUAAAUUUAAAUUUUAUUUUAAAUUAAAAUAAUAGAAAAAUUGCCAAUGGAAUUCAACGAACUAUUGAAAACCAACAAAAAAUAAAUAAAAAUAACAAAAAUGCAAAAAAUUAUAUAGUUACAUAUGCCUGUAUGUAUGU
Molecule: messenger RNA, 2786 nt
Organism: Bactrocera dorsalis (oriental fruit fly)
Lineage: Eukaryota; Metazoa; Arthropoda; Insecta; Diptera; Tephritidae
Exons: 11
Coding region: 587-1966 (459 amino acids)
Biological process (GO): cytoskeleton organization
Molecular function (GO): protein binding
Source: RefSeq, a predicted model, not a curated record